UACAGUAUCACUUUAAAACAUUUGUUGUGCAAUACAUGUACACAAUGCACAUUUUACAUACCAGUUUCAUUUUUAGGUUAUGGAAAGGAGAGAAAGAUCGAAAAGAAAAGAACGAGAAGUACCACGUGGCAGUUCAAAAAGUGAUCAGAAAGCGCAUAGAAGUUCAAAACAAAAUGAAGAAUCUAAAAUAAAAAAGGAGAGGAGAAGCUCCAAUGUGGACAAGACCUCCAAAGAUUCUAAAAUUGAUGAAAAAAGAAAAAGCAAAUCACAUCAGAGGAUUGAUGAUAGUGAGGAAAGAAAAGGGAGCAAAGAAAGAAAAGGCAGUAAGACCUCUGAAAGGGCGGUUGAAAAAUCUUUGUCAGGAAACAACACUAAUGGUCAUAGAGAUGACAAUGACAAAAGAGGCAAUGAACUAAAGGUGAAAGGUGAAAAGGUGAAAGAAGGUGAAAGAAGCAGAGAUAAAGAAAAGAAAAGAAGCAGAGAUAAAGAUGAAAAGAGAAGCAGAGAUAGAGAUGAAAAGAGGAGCAGAGAUAAAGAGGAAAAAAGAAGUGGAGAAAGAGCUGAAAAAAGGAGUAGAGAUAAAGAUGAAAAAAGGAGCAGAGACAAAGACGAAAAAAGAAGCAGAGAUAAAGAUGAAAAAAGGAGCAGAGAUAAAGACGAAAAAAGGAGCAGAGAUAAAGAUGAAAAAAGAAGUAAGGAUAGCAAGAGCUCAAAGAGUAGGGAAGAUAGGGAUAAAGGAAGCAAGGAUGAUCGAGACAGAACAAGCAAAGAAGAUAAAAAUACAAAUUCUCAGAUUUUGGAUUCUGUUGAUGAACAACCUUUGCCUAAGAAAUCAGAAGAAAGCAUUAAAACAAAGCCUGGGGAUGAAAAAGAACCUGAGAGUGAUGCCAAAUUGCGUGAAGCAGCCAUGAUGGAAGCUUUAAGAUCUAAAGAAGAGGAUGAGGAAGAACCAGAUUAUGACUAUGACGAGGAGGAGUUUGACGAUUAUGAUGAUGAUUUUGAAAGUGAGGUUGAAGAUGAGGAUGAGGUAAACGAGUUCUCAAGUGACUCUUACGAUGAUUCUGAUAGUUAUGUUGAUAGUGAAUCCUCGUCUAAUGAUAUUAAUGAACAAGACAAUGGUUUGAGUGAGGCAGAACGUCUCCAGAUUAGGGAAGCAAUGGUGUUGGAGAAUUCUCGUGUUGGUUCCAGUUCACCUGCCAUGUUACCUUCCUCACCAGCAAACACACCUGUUCCUGGAUCACCUGCCAGUGAAGUUCGAGAAAAAGCCAAACAAAGGAGAAGUGCAAGAGGACUUGACUUUGCGACUGCACAAAAAACACAGGCUGUGACCAAGGCUCUGAGCAAAUCUGCACAGAGAGGAAACGAUCUCAUGAGAUUGAUUGAAUUGGAUACAAUAUACUUUGAUUUCUUCGAACUGAAACCACAAACUGAGUAUGAGCUGUUUAUGAGGUCGUUUGGCCGAAGUGAAACUUAUCAGAAGUACACUCAAUACAAUGAAGACUCCAUUGACAAAGAGACAUCAACUGAACCGAGUGAUACUAAGACAUGUUGGACACAGCAUCCUAUAGAAGCUUCAUUAGCAUCUGCACACGAGGGAGAAGACAUUGAAAAUGAAGAGGAUACUGGUCGCUACAACCCCGUCACCCUAUCCAAAUUUGUAUCUUUUUCCUCACAGGUAGUUUUUACUCUAUUAGAGGAGAGAGCCUCUAGACAUGGUUACACUCACACGUUCAAACCGAUAGAAGCUUCCAAAAUCAGCAACUCAGCUGCUCAAUUUCCCCCAAAUCAGAUUGCAGCUGGAAGAUCACCUAUUUUUACGUAUCCGAUAUCAGCUCAAAUGUUUAUGACAUGUUACUCGAAAUCAAAAACUGACAGUUUAGUUAACAGUGUAGGUUUUUCCUGCACGUGGAAUCUUCAAAAUGUGUACGAUCCUGUGACAGUUCUCAUCAGCAAUUCUGCCCAUCGGUGUGCGUGUGUCAGUUCAUACAAUCACAAUAUCGUAUUUGUCGGCUGUGAAGAUGGCUCCGUCUGCCUCUGGGACCUUAAUGAAUCCGAUUCAAUGCAUAAAAGUUAUCAGUUGAAUAACAAACAUUUUGUUGGCAGAUUACCAACAUACAGCACAAGCUCCAUUCAGGUUGCUGAGUCACACAACUCUAAGAUAACCAGUAUUCAGGCAAUUCGUUUUGAUCAGGAGCAACUUCAGAUGUCGUCCUACCAGAUUGCGUCUCUUGAUGAGCACGGAGUGAUCGUGAUUUGGGUUGUGCUUCCCGUCCUUGAUACCUCAUUUUCUGGUUCUCAAACGGAUCUUGGACUUCGACCCGGUGGUAAAAUCAAAUUGGUUAAAAGUGCUUCCAUAAAUGCGAACUUCCCUCAAAAUUCCCCUGAUUUGUUUCCAGAGUUACGGACUUAUGCAUUCCAGCAGAGCUAUUCAGAUUCCAACUUGUAUUAUGUUGCUACAGAUAAGGGAGCUGUCCUCAAAGCUUCUAGAACACAAAGUCUCUCGCACCCAAACUACUAUGCAGAGGAAAAUGCAGUUCCUUCUAUCGUGGGAUCAAUCGACUUCAACAAGUUUAACUGGAAGUACUUUUUAUCUGGAUCUUCAGACGGCAGCAUAUCUUUGUAUGCGGUUGGUCGCAGCACUCCCCUUGUUGUGUGGGAUAGAUCAACAAGAGGUCGUCCUAUUCGUUCAGUAAGGUGGUCCCACUAUAGCUCCACUAUCUUCUACGUCAUGGACUCUGCUAACAAGUUUUACUUGUGGGACUUGUCUGUUCGGGACUCCACUCCCUUGGUUAUUGAGACUUAUGAUCAAAAAGGUUUGUUGAGUUUCACAGAGCUGUUACCAUCUGCGGCUGGUCAGUCUUCUCCUGUUAUUAUUUUGGGUUUUAAAGAUGGGUCCAUUGCGGCUCAUCAUGUUAUGGAGGAAGCUAUGAACAACAAGGUUGAUAACGUUACGAAACUGCAAGGAUAUUUAUCAUUGGUUUUGUAGCACAUGAGUUUUGUACUACUUUGAUGUUUUAUACAUCCUUAAAUAUUGCUUGAUGCAAUAAAUCUGUACAUUUAUGUUGAGAAAUUUUUGAUCAAUCUAGGACAAACGUGUGAUGCUCUCGAGCUCACGUGUGCAGAGAUCAAGUGUUCUCUAAUGUGUUAUAGGGAUUGUUGAAUUUUUAAAUGUGUUGUUUAGUAUCUUGAAGUCAGAGCAUGAUAUGAUAUUUAAUUUGAUGUUCGGCAAAAUGGCAGGCCCAAUUUUAUCGUAUUUAUAAAUCAUUUUCUGUUUUCAUUUUCUAGAAUUUCUAGAGUU
Messenger RNA from Bolinopsis microptera, 3298 nucleotides. RefSeq names its product cytoplasmic dynein 2 intermediate chain 1-like. Bases 80 to 2986 code for a protein of 968 amino acids. The transcript has a single exon. NCBI's taxonomy places the organism in Eukaryota, Metazoa, Ctenophora, Tentaculata, Lobata, Bolinopsidae. Gene Ontology annotation, cellular component: cytoplasmic dynein complex. The record is from RefSeq and is a predicted model, not a curated record. Gene Ontology annotation, biological process: intraciliary transport. Gene Ontology annotation, molecular function: dynein light chain binding; dynein heavy chain binding.